This is a messenger RNA of Labeo rohita (rohu), 12115 nucleotides long. Its product is annotated as teneurin-3. The record is from RefSeq and is a predicted model, not a curated record. The transcript is spliced from 35 exons. Gene Ontology annotation, cellular component: membrane; neuron projection. The coding region runs from base 809 to 9292 and encodes 2827 amino acids. Lineage: Eukaryota; Metazoa; Chordata; Actinopteri; Cypriniformes; Cyprinidae. Gene Ontology annotation, biological process: heterophilic cell-cell adhesion; signal transduction; neuron development. Gene Ontology annotation, molecular function: cell adhesion molecule binding; protein homodimerization activity; protein heterodimerization activity.
AAACCCAUGAGCUGCUUACAGUCGCUAUCAGCCAGAGACACGAUGAUGACGACGAGCUUGUGAAAGUCAUUCAUCAGGGUUCGGCGUUAGUCAUGGAUGACCCUUCAUUUAUCACUGAUCCGGUGCUGGAUACAGACACAUAGCGCACUGAUUGGACGCAGCGGGGGGACCAGUAGCGCUUCACAUCCACCGCCGAGCCAGAUCCAGAGCUGAGGAAACACACUCUUGCGCGAAUUAUCUGUACUCUCGCAGCGCUUUCAGGUAGACAUGCAGGCGCGCACUCCCGGCUUUGUUGUAUCUCUGUGAGGAAACAGCGGCUGCUCGUGUAACUCCGUAUCUCGGUGUAUCCGGACGGUGGCGGCUGUUAUUCGGCAUAUAGGCACAUGAGCGCUGGACACAUCGAUCACCCCCGACCAGUCUCCUCCGUUUGCUCUUGCGUUCAGAGAGGAGAUAGAAACAUCUAUCUGUCAACAUCUGAGUGACUCUUGCGCUCUCCGGACUAUCGUUUGGACGGGAGUUGCUGCUUGAAGCGAGUGAGGAGGACUUGUUUUGCAAGAAACAUCUCUCUGUUUUGUCUUUCCCUGAAGUUGACCGUCGUUUAGUUAAGUUUUGUCAAUGGGAUGCUGAAACACAUCAACAGCAGGCUGCAUAUUUGUUUGACUCCAUCUUCCCUGUUUGCUUGUCAUUCGCCUGGAUUCAUCACUUCUCAAAAGGUAGACGACAGUAAGCUCACGGUCGGGCGGAGCCUGUGGCGAGCGAGCGCUCCGAUUGGUUGCCGCGUUGCGUUUCACCGCGUCAUGCGGGCAGGAUGGAUGUGAAAGAACGCAGGCCCUACUGCUCACUGACCAAGAGCAGGAGAGAGAAAGAGCGCCGCUACACGGGCUCAUCCGGCGACAGCGAAGACUGCCGCGUGCCCACCCAGAAGUCCUACAGCUCCAGCGAGACGCUGAAGGCCUUCGACCACGACUCCUCACGCCUGCUGUACGGAGGCCACGUCAAGGAGAUGGUCCACCGAGAGGCAGACGAGUACAGCCGCCAAGGCUUCAUCGAAAUAUACAGCAACAAAGGUCAGAACUUUAACCUGAGGCAGCUGGGAAUAUGUGAACCAGCCACACGCCGUGGCCUGGCCUUCUGCGCGGAGAUGGGCCUCCCCCACCGCGGCUACUCCGUUGGCGCAGGCUCAGAUGUGGACACUGAAAACGAGGGGGUGAUGUCACCGGAACGUGCCAUGCGCCUCUGGGGCAGGGGUGUGAAGGCUGGCCGCAACUCCUGCUUGUCCAGCCGCUCGAACUCAGCCCUGACCCUGACCGACACAGAGCACGAGAACAAAUCAGACAGUGAGAACGGUUCUCCCAUGCCAUCCUCUCUCUCCAGUCCAUCAGUCACUGAGCAUUCCCAUUCUCAACCACCUUCACCCAAUCUCCAUGACAACCAGAGUUCCGUCUUAAGUAAUGCCACCACGCAGGCGGCGCAGGACUCUGAUUCGGAAGAAGAGUACACGGCCGCUCUCUAUAGACCCGUAACGCAGCCUGCCCUCAGCCACAGCUGUAAUGAGCAACCAUCCAAUCAGCACCAGCAGGGCCAGUCCGUGCUGCCACCAGUGCCGCCUCCGCACAAGCAGCAGCCGUCGGUGACGGCGCUGAACCACAACUCUCUGAGCAGCCGCAGGAACGUGAGCCCGGCCCCUCCGGCCGCCCUCCCCGCCGAACUGCAAACCACACCCGAGUCAGUGCCGCUGCAGGACAGCUGGGUCCUGGGCAGCAAUGUGCCGCUGGAGAGUAGAAAAUUAGCAAAGCAAGCAGUUCUUGAAAACGGGCAUGACAACUUAAUAGAGAUGGAUGUGUUCCCUCCCGUGUGCCACGAGGGCGGCUAUGGGGACGGGCACUUUCUCUUUAAGACAGGCACCGGCACCACUCCUCUGUUCAGCACGGCCACGCCAGGCUACACCAUGGCCACGGGGGCGGUCUACUCGCCCCCUACACGGCCCCUGCCCCGAAACACACUCUCCCGCAGCGCCUUCAAGUUCAAGAAGUCCUCUAAGUACUGUUCAUGGAGGUGCACGGCCCUUAGUGCCAUGGCUGUCUCCGUACUGCUCUCUGUGCUGCUCUGUUACUGCAUUGCCAUGCAUCUCUUUGGAUUGAAUUGGCAGCUGCAGGAGACUGAGGGCUAUGCUUUUGAGAACGGCCAGGUCAAAUCUGAUGCCACGGCAACCAACGCAGUUACUGCCCUGUCUACUGAGAACAGAGUUUACUUUCAAGAGAAUAACACCAUAGACACAGGAGAGGUGGACGUGGGCCGUAGAGCAGUACAGGAUGUCCCUCCAGGAACUUUUUGGCGCUCUCAGCUCUUCAUUGACCAGCCACAGUCUCUCAAGUUCAACAUCUCCGUCCAGAGAGGCGCCCUAGUCGGGGUCUACGGACGGAAAGGCCUGCCUCCCACACACACUCAGUAUGACUUUGUGGAGCUGUUGGACGGCAGUCGCCUGAUAGCUAAAGAGAAGCGUGGACUGGUGGAGGUGGAAGGAGCAGCCAGAAAGGCCCGGUCAGUUAACGUUCACGAGGCAGAGUUCAUCCGCUAUCUGGACUCAGGCACCUGGCACCUCGCCUUCUACAAUGAUGGCAAAAACACUGAACAGGUCUCCUACAACACCAUCAUCAUAGAUACCCUCACAGAGUGUCCACACAAUUGCCAUGGUAACGGAGACUGUCGCUCGGGAACGUGCCAUUGUUUCCCAGGGUUCCUCGGUCCUGAUUGCUCACGAGCCGCUUGUCCGGUGCUGUGCAGUGGCAAUGGGCAGUACUCCAGGGGGCGCUGUCUUUGUUACAGCGGCUGGAAGGGGACAGAAUGUGACGUUCCUAGCAACCAGUGCAUCGAUAUUCACUGCAGCGGACACGGAAUCUGCAUUAUGGGCACCUGCGCCUGCAACACAGGCUAUAAAGGAGACAACUGUGAAGAAGUGGACUGCCUGGACCCGUCCUGUUCAUCUCACGGAGUGUGUAUUCACGGAGAGUGCCAUUGCAAUCCAGGCUGGGGUGGCAACAACUGCGAGAUCCUGAAGACUAUGUGCCCAGACCAGUGUUCGGGACACGGAACCUACCAGACGGAGAGCGGGACCUGCACCUGUGACGCCAACUGGACUGGACCCGACUGCUCCAUCGAGGUGUGUGCAGUGGACUGUGGCUCUCACGGUGUGUGCAUAGGAGGAAGCUGUCGCUGUGAAGAGGGCUGGACCGGUUCAGUAUGCGAUCUGAAAGCUUGUCACCCACGCUGCACUGAACACGGUACCUGCAAGGACGGCAAAUGCGAAUGUCACCAAGGCUGGACCGGAGAACACUGCACCGUUGCUCACCCGGAGACGUAUGUCCAAGGAGAGAGGAUAGGAUUUAAAGAGGGAUGUCCAGGUCUGUGCAACAGUAAUGGACGCUGCACGCUGGAUCAGAACGGCUGGCAUUGUGUCUGCCAACCAGGCUGGAGAGGAGCCGGCUGUGACGUUGCCAUGGAGACUCUAUGCGCAGACGGCAAGGACAAUGAAGGAGAUGGCCUGGUGGACUGUAUGGAUCCGGACUGUUGCCUCCAGAGCUCGUGUCAGACUCAACCCUUCUGCCGUGGCUCUCCUGACCCCAUCGACAUCAUCAGCCAGAACCAACCCGCAAGCCCACAGCAAGCCGCCCAGUCAUUCUAUCAGCAGAUCAGCUUCCUCAUUGGCCCAGAGAGCACGCAUGUCAUUAACGGAGACAACCCCUUUAACAGAAGCCUGGUGUCCAUUAUCAGAGGGCAGGUGCUCACUGCAGAUGGUACACCCUUGAUUGGAGUCAACGUGUCCUUUGUGCACUACCCAGACCACGGAUUCACCAUCACGCGGCAGGAUGGCAUGUUUGACAUUCUGGCCAACGGCGGAGCAUCACUGACGCUGAGCUUCGAGCGGGCGCCGUUUCUGACGCAAUUCCGCACAGUAUGGAUCCCGUGGAAUGUCUUCUACGUAAUGGACACGCUGGUUAUGAAGAAAGAGGAAAACGACAUCCCCAGCUGCGACCUGAGUGGCUUUAUUCGACCCAGCCCUCUCAUCGUGGCCACACCACUCUCAACCUUCUUCCGAUCCUCGCCUGAAAACGGACCCAUCAUUCCAGAGACACAGGUUCUUCAGGAGGAGACGGCGAUUCCCGGUAGCGACCUGAACCUUAUGUAUCUGAGUUCGAGGGCGGCUGGCUACCGGCCAGUGCUCAAGGUGACCAUGACCCAAGCCACCAUCCCCUUCAACCUCAUGAAGGUGCAUCUGAUGGUGGCGGUGGUGGGACGCCUCUUUCAGAAGUGGUUCCCCGCAGAACCCAACCUGUCCUACACCUUCAUCUGGGACAAAACAGACGCGUACAAUCAAAGAGUCUACGGCCUGUCGGAGGCUGUGGUGUCUGUGGGAUUCGAAUACGAGUCCUGUUUGGAUCUGAUCUUGUGGGAGAAAAGAACAGCCAUCCUCCAAGGUUACGAACUCGACGCCUCAAACAUGGGAGGAUGGACCCUAGACAAGCACCACAUCUUAGAUGUUCAGAAUGGCAUCCUGUACAAAGGCAACGGUGAGAACGUCUUCAUCUCCCAGCAGCCUCCAGUGAUCAGCACCAUUAUGGGUAAUGGGCGCAGGCGCAGUAUCUCCUGCCCCAGCUGUAACGGCCAAGCUGAUGGCAACAAACUGCUGGCUCCAGUGGCCCUCGCCUGUGGAUCUGACGGUAGCCUGUUCGUCGGUGACUUCAACUACAUCAGACGCAUCUUUCCCUCUGGAAAUGUUACCAGUGUUAUGGAGCUGCGAAAUAAAGAUUUCAGACAUAGCAACAAUCCCGCACAUAGAUACUACCUAGCAACAGACCCGAUGACAGGUCAGCUGUAUGUUUCGGACACCAACUCACGACGGAUCUUCAGGCCUAAAGCCCUGACGGGAACCAAAGAGCUGCUGCAGAACGCAGAGGUUGUGGCAGGGACUGGAGAGCAGUGUCUACCAUUUGACGAGGCUCGAUGUGGGGAUGGAGGCAAGGCCACAGAGGCGCUACUGCUGGGACCCAAAGGCAUUGCUGUGGAUAAGAACGGGUUCAUCUACUUUGUGGAUGGUACCAUGAUCAGGAAAGUAGACCGGAAUGGCAUCAUCUCAACCUUGCUGGGGUCUAAUGACCUCACAUCUGCUCGUCCUCUGACCUGUGAUACCAGCAUGCAUAUCGGACAGGUGCGUUUAGAGUGGCCUACAGACCUGGCCAUCAACCCUAUGGACAACUCCAUCUACGUGCUUGACAACAACGUUGUACUACAGAUAACCGAGAACAGGCAGGUGCGCAUUGUGGCAGGCAGACCUAUGCAUUGCCAAGUGCCGGGCAUCGAGUACACCAUGGGAAAGCGUGCCAUCCAGACCACUCUUGAAGGCGCAACAGCCAUCGCUCUGUCCUACAGCGGUGUGCUCUACAUUGCCGAGACGGAUGAAAAGAAAAUCAACCGCAUUAGACAAGUCAGCACGGACGGCGAGAUUUCUCAUUUGGCAGGAGCGCCUUCCGACUGCGACUGCAAGAACGAUGCUAACUGUGACUGUUACCAGACAGGCGAUGGCUAUGCCAAAGACGCAAGACUAAAUGCUCCUUCCUCUCUAGUGGUCUCCCCUGAUGGAACGCUCUAUGUAGCCGACUUGGGAAACAUUCGAAUCCGUGCCAUACGUCACAAUCGACCUCCACAAGGCUCUUCAGGUCUUUAUGAAGUUGCGUCACCUGCUUCUCAAGAGCUCUACGUGUUUGACUCCAAUGGAACGCAUCAGUAUACUAUGAGCUUGGUCACUGGUGACUACAAGUACAACUUCAGCUACAGUAAUGAGGAUGAUAUCACUGCCGUAACAGAUAGCAGUGGAAAUACGCUCCGGGUUCGCCGUGACCCCAACCGGAUGCCAGUGCGUAUUGUUGCACCUGACAACCAGGUUAUUUGGCUGACAAUCGGUACAAAUGGAGGGCUUAAGACCCUUACAGCCCAGGGGCAGGAGUUGGUACUCUUCACCUACCAUGGUAACAGUGGCCUGCUAGCCACCAAGAGCAUCCAAAUUGGCUGGACCACAUUUUAUGACUAUGACAGCGAGGGACGUCUGACCAAUGUGACAUUCCCCACUGGGGUCAUCACCAGUCUAAUUGGGGAGAUGGACAGAGCCCUAACAGUGGACAUUGAGACUUCAGGACGAGAUGACGAUGUCAGCAUCACCACCAACCUCUCUUCUAUCGACUCUUUUUACACAUUAGUUCAAGAUCAACUGAGAAACAGCUACCAGGUGGGCUAUGAUAACUCUAUGAGGGUCAUCUAUGCCAAUGGAAUGGACUCUCACUUCCAGACCGAGCCUCAUAUUCUUGCGGGCGCAUCCAACCCAACAGUGGCCAGAAGAAACAUGACCCUGCCUGGAGAGAAUGGACAGAACUUGGUGGAGUGGCGCUUCAGAAAAGAACAGAACAGGGGGAAAGUCGUAGUAUUCGGAAGAAAACUCAGGGUCAACGGAAGAAACCUGCUGUCUGUGGAUUAUGACCGCUCACUGCGCACAGAGAAAAUAUAUGAUGAUCAUCGAAAGUUCCUUCUGAAGAUUGUGUAUGAUGCCUCUGGUCAUCCUACGCUGUGGGUGCCCAGCAGUAAGCUGAUGUCUGUCAACCUCACCUAUUCCAGCACUGGUCAGGUCACAAGCAUUCAGAGAGGCCCCACAGUCGAGAGAGUAGAAUACGACAGCCAGGGACGCAUAGUCUCCAGAACCUUUGCUGACGGCAAAACCUGGAGUUACACCUAUUUGGACAAGUCCAUGGUGCUGCUUUUACACAGCCAGCGGCAGUACAUCUUUGAUUACGAUCUGCAGGACCGACUCUCCGCCAUCACUAUGCCAAGUGUCGCCCGUCACACCAUGCAAACUAUCCGCUCUGUUGGCUACUACCGCAACAUCUACAAUCCGCCUGAAAGCAAUGCCUCGGUUACGGUGGACUACAGCGAGGACGGCCAGCUCUUGCGAGUGGCACACCUGGGCACUGGCCGGCGUGUCCUUUAUAAGUAUCGGAGACAGAACAAGCUGUCCGAAAUCCUAUAUGACAGCACACGGGUCAGCUUCACCUAUGAUGAAACAGCAGGUGUACUGAAAACUGUCAACCUACAAAGUGAGGGUUUCAUUUGUUCAAUCAGAUAUCGACAGAUAGGUCCACUGGUGGACCGGCAGAUAUUUCGCUUUAGCGAAGACGGCAUGGUCAACGCCCGCUUCGACUACACCUAUGACAAUAGCUUCCGAGUCACCAGCAUGCAAGGAGUCAUCAACGAGACCCCGCUUCCUAUUGACCUUUAUCAGUUCGACGACAUUUCCGGCAAGGUUGAGCAGUUUGGGAAAUUCGGCGUCAUCUAUUACGACAUCAACCAGAUUAUAUCAACAGCGGUCAUGACCUACACAAAGCACUUUGACGUCCAUGGUCGCAUCAAGGAGAUCCAGUACGAGAUCUUCCGCUCUCUCAUGUACUGGAUCACUAUCCAGUAUGACAACAUGGGACGUGUCACCAAAAGAGAAAUAAAGAUUGGCCCUUUUGCCAACACUACCAAAUAUGGCUAUGAGUAUGAUGUGGAUGGGCAGCUGCAGACAGUCUACCUGAAUGAGAAAAUGAUGUGGCGGUAUAAUUACGACCUGAACGGCAACCUACACCUGCUGAACCCUGGCAACAGCGCAAGACUCACUCCCCUCCGCUACGACUUACGGGACCGCAUCACACGGCUGGGCGAUGUGCAGUAUCGCAUGGACGAAGAUGGAUUUCUUCGGCAAAGGGGUGCGGAGAUCUUCGAGUACAACUCUAAGGGCCUCUUGGUCCGGGUGCAUAGUAAAGCCAGUGGCUGGACAAUCCAGUACCGCUACGAUGGGCUAGGAAGACGCCUGGCCUCUCGCAACAGUCUGGGCCAGCAUCUUCAGUUCUUCUAUGCGGACCUCAACUACCCAACACGUAUUACCCAUGUCUACAACCACUCCAGCUCUGAAAUCACCUCACUCUACUAUGAUCUACAAGGCCAUCUGUUUGCCAUGGAGAUCAGCAGUGGUGAGGAGUUUUACAUCGCUUGUGACAACACAGGAACACCACUUGCGGUCUUCAGCAGUAACGGGCUUCUCCUCAAGCAGGUGCAAUAUACUGCUUACGGGGAGAUCUAUUUUGACUCUAACCCUGACUUUCAAUUGGUAAUUGGAUUCCAUGGUGGCCUAUAUGAUCCUUUAACAAGAUUGCUGCACUUUGGAGAGCGGGACUAUGACAUUCAGGCUGGCCGUUGGACCACCCCAGAUAUCAGCACCUGGACCAGGGUGGGCAAGGACCCAACUCCCUUCAACUUGUACAUGUUCCGAAAUAAUAAUCCCAUCAGCAAGGUGCAUGAGGUCAAGGAGUAUGUCACAGAUGUCAACAUCUGGCUGGUGACAUUUGGCUUUCACCUGCAUAAUGUCAUCCCAGGAUUUCCCAUUCCUAAAUUUGACCUUACCCAACCCUCACUGGAAAUGAGGAAGAGUCAGCUAUGGGAUGACCUACCGUCCAUCUCAGGGGUCCAGCAGGAGGUUAUGAGGCAGGCCAAGGCUUUCCUAUCGUUUGAGAGGAUGCCAGAGAUCCAGCUGAGCCGACGACGUUCAAGCCGUGAAAAACCUUGGCUGUGGUUUGCCACGGUCAAAUCCCUCAUUGGUAAAGGAGUGAUGCUUGCCAUUACCAGUAAGGGCCAAGUGGCCACCAAUGCACUGAACAUAGCAAAUGAGGACUGCAUUAAAGUGGCCACUGUCCUCAACAAUGCCUUCUACCUAGAGGAUCUUCACUUCACAGUGGAGGGCCGUGACACACACUAUUUUAUAAAGACCAGCCUGCCCGAGAGUGACCUUGGCGCCCUGCGACUCACCAGCGGUCGCAAGAGUCUUGAAAACGGCGUCAACGUAACGGUGUCACAGUCCACCACCGUGGUCAACGGACGGACACGACGCUUCGCAGAUGUGGAGCUGCAGUACGGCGCGUUGGCUCUACAUGUGCGCUACGGCAUGACACUGGAUGAGGAGAAGGCACGUGUCCUAGAGCAGGCCCGCCAGAGAGCGCUGUCAAGCGCAUGGGCACGGGAGCAGCAGCGUGUACGCGACGGAGAAGAGGGAGUGCGUCUUUGGACUGAGGGGGAGAAGAGGCAGUUGCUCAGCUCUGGGAAGGUGCUGGGUUAUGACGGCUACUAUGUACUAUCAGUGGAGCAGUACCCUGAACUGGCCGACAGUGCCAACAAUAUCCAGUUCCUGAGGCAGAGCGAGAUUGGGAAGAGGUAACAGUCUGCACAGCACAGACUGUCCAACAGACUACUGCCCCUUUGCUCCACAAGCUCCUCUCGCCCGUGUACACACUCCCAGAGCUCCAAUCCCAGAGACUAAAGGGAAGGGGUUUAUCCUAGAGAAUUGAGGAGUUGUGCCUAAGUGCCACACACACUGCAGUUAUACACAAAAACCUGAGGCACUUCCUCUCAUUGACUGAACACACCCCCAUUCUACAUAUUUGUUCACAUUAUUGCAUUGAAUGGAUAAUGGACUCUCUAAGAGAGCAACUCAAGAAAAAAAAAACUCUUAUGAUUUGUUUUUGUCUUUUUGCUUUUUAUAUAAAACCGUAGAGGUGACUUGGUCAGUGAUUAAAAUUGAGAGAAAAAAACGGCAAAUGUGUUUACAUGCGAAGACCACUGCACCCAGAUGAACUAAUAUAAUGCCUUUUUCCGCAAGGCAGUGACUGUAAUUCAGUGGUCCGUACUGUCCGUGUUCUCAGCAACAUGUUUUGUCAACUAGUAAGGACUGAGGUUUCAGACUGUGAGCUGGUUGAUGGUUUCUCUUCUGCUUCGAUUUCUUAAGGGACACAGUUGUGGUUCAUAUAAUCAAAUCUAAGUGUACAAUCUCAUUCCUGAGAUCAUUCCAGGUGGUGAAUAGAGCGGAAACUGACAGGACAAAAAUAUAUAAAUAUAUAUCUCCUAACUGACCGGUACUUUGACAAGAGAUGUUAGAAUAUCUUUAUGGAUUUUUUUUUUUAAGUAAAAAAAUUCCACUUAUCCGUACAACAAUAUUAGUCGCAGAGAAAGUAAUUUAUGUACAGUGUUUAUACAUAAAAAUAAAAUCUUACAAAUAUUGAGACUUUUUCGUCUUGUCAUGCAUUACUGUUUAUACUCAUGAAUUUUAAUAUUUUAUCUUAUCAAAAUUUGUGGUAAUGCUAACUGAAAUAAAAUCAGCUGUACUGUGUCAUUGAAUCCUCAACAUUGUUUUUCUUCUCUUUCCAUCCUCUGAAACUGAUUGUUGCCAUUUUUUUUAUUUCUAUUUCUCUCUUUUUCAGAUUGUCUAAAUACGUUCAGUGGUUUCAUGGCGUUACUGCCGCUGUAAUCAACAAUAGGUUUAGACUAGCUGUUUUCCAGUUGUGAGAUGAGUAAAUACUACAACUCGAAUGCUAAAAACCCAACAAGGGUUUAGUAAUUUGCCAGAAAUUAUUCCUUUGCAGUAUUGUCAUGGUAUUGUUCUGUCUUCAAUUGAACUGAGUUUCAAGCUUAACGCUUUUAAAGACGUUCCGUCCAGAUUUACGAGUUCAAGCUUUAGCCUCGCUUUCUACCAGAUAUAAGAUUUUUUUUUUCAAAAAGUUUCCGCUCUUUUUAAUGUGUUAGAUAAAGGAUACAUCACGCUAGCAUUAAUGUUUGCUGCCACUGGCAGCAUGGGGAAAAAAGAAAACUUGCAAGGAGUUUAAAUCCUCGCAUUUAUAUCCUUUGACAAGAAGUAACACUCAAACUCUUGAAUCAAAAGGUCAUUAGACAGCAGAGACAGUGUGACUUUUUCCACUGAACACAGAUUUUGCCCUAUGAUCAUGUUAUGAUGCCAGAAAUAAAAAUGUUUUGCAUGGGGCUACAUUUAUGUAACUGAACUAACAAGUGCUAAAGCAGGAAUUUAGAAAUUUACUGAGCACUAAAUAUGAAGCGAACAGUUACCUUCAAAGAGAAUUCCGCCAUCACGUGGAGAUUGAGUUCUUUUGCUUUUAAAGUAUUUGACAACAAAUGUAUUCAUCCAAGAGCACCACAAACAUUAAAGUGAUCAGAAUUCACCCCAAAAGGGAAAAAAAUAAUUUGUAUGCCUAAAUGGACUGCCUCCUUCUUCAGAUACUGUUUUUGUAAAGGCUUUUUAAAGAUUGUAUAAAAUAAAAUGUUCUGACUAAUGAAUGAGAAAAUAUUGUUUCCAUUUUAGUUUGUUGUUUUCCUAUGAAAAGUUUUUAAAAUCAAUCAUGUAAUUGUACGGUGGAGCCUAUUUUUCUAUUCAUGAGUGAAUGGAGGUCUGAAGGGGAUGUUACCCACCUGUGGGCCUGUGAGCUUUUGUUUGGGAUUCUUCAGUUACUGACUGAUCGGGGAGAGUCUGAGCUUGUUGUUAGAGUGAACUUUUCCCCCCUGGAAAGAGAACAACAAGGUGAGCACUUACUUAAAACACUAGUAAUAGCCAGAACGAGAACCACUGCAAUAUUAACAGUCAAGGAGCCCUUCAAUUGGUGUGUAUGAACAAAUUCAAAUUUUCAAUAUUUGUUUGUCAACAUACUCUUAUUAAAACGCAGAACUAGCUUAACAGACGUAGAUUUGGGGGUGAAAACACAAAUGUCUGUGAGAGACGGGAGAACAGAAAUCGUCCCUGAUAUGUUUGCUACUGGUUGCAUGCAUACAGUGUAAACCCAAUGAAUCAAAGGAAGGUCACUUUUUUCCUUACAGCAUAUUAGUGCCAAUAUGUACGUGUUUUGAUAUUUCUUUGCACUACAAUGUAUAUGUUGAAGAUGAUGCCUCUACAUUAAACAUUAUUGCAGUCGUCACGUCUCUGGUCUGAUCUGAGGGAGAUUGUAAAAGCCGGCUAUUUUUCCUAAAUUAAAAGGAAAGAUGCCUGUACAGAAAAUCAUCAGUAUUUAAUUUAAUACUUUAAAAAAAAAAAAUAAAUGCCAUUAUCAUCACACAGUUUACAGUCACUUAAGAGUAACAUUUUCUCAUAUCAGAUCUGAUGUGGGAUUUGGUCAACCUAAAAAUGUGUGCAUUGUGUGACUGAAUUUGUUUGAGUACUGAAAAUGCAGUGUGUGAUUAGCUUUGUUGCUACUGCGACAAA